UUGCGAGAUAUCCGAGGAGUUUUGUUUACGCUAUUUGAGAUGGCGGCGAAUUUAACAAAUGCAAAGUACCUGUGCAGUUUAUGUGAUUACUCGAGUGGUCACCGUGGAAAUUAUCUUAGACAUCUUCAGUCUGUAUCUCAUCAGAAUAUCUUACAUUUUUAUUCCGAUGCAAAAAGCGAUUCGUGUGAAAAUAUUCCAAUAUCCACGGAAGAUUCUCAAGAAGACAUCGUUUUCGAUGAGCCGACAAAUUAUACUGAACAUGUGACGUUUCGAGAUGACCAGCCAUCGAAAUGUAAUCAAUAUGUGUCCGCUGAGGAAAAAACUAAUUUUGAUCACGAACAAAAGUCAGAAUGGUUUCCGUUUUUAUCCAAAGCAGAUUUUUAUCUGUAUGUUCUCAUGAAUUCUACCACACAUCCAGUGAGUGAUGAAGUAGUUAAAUAUGUUGUUUUCAUCUUAAAACAGUGUGGAGUAGAGGAUGUUCCUCCCUUUUCUUCAAUCAAAAGGAAAUGCUUUGGUUCCUUUGAUUGGAAUGAGUUCCUAAUUAAAAGCCAUGAUGAUGACAGUACUCCAAUGUGGGCUAUUAAACCAUCAGCAAUAGUAAAGAUGGCAGUUGCUCACCCUAAUGUUUCCAAAACAAUCAUCAGGUAUCCCAGAGUAGAUUCAUUAGGAGAAAAAAGUCAUCCUGCAUAUGGAGAGAAGUGGAUAAGUGAUUUAGAAUUCUGUUAUGCUGCAGAUGAAAACACAGCUUUUUUUAAAAAUGAGGUGUGCAUAUUUGAAUCAGAUGAAACUAAGCAGAUGGGAAUUAUUGAAAGCUUUGUAGAGAAUGUCAAGGAAAAUGUAAAAGAAGCUGUUAUUUCAAGUGUAGAGCCCAUGCUACUAAAACCUCCAUGCUGCCAAAGUGAAAAAGCAUUUCUUAUAUCAAGUGAUAGAAAGCAUUGUAAAAAGUUACAAAGCUUAAAACACAGAAAAACUUAUGAAAAUGAAUCAUACUACACAAAAGAAAGUUCAGAGGUGGUUUCUGGACCUAUCAACCAGAAUCACUUUAAUCUGUACUCAAGUAUGAAUAUGCCAAUUUUGACUGUUCCCGUAAACCUAUUUUUGGAUGACACGUCAACUCAUAGAUCAAAGAAAUGGCUGGCAUUACAUUGUAUACAGUUGCAACUAUCAGGAAUUCCAGUUGAUGAACGGCACAAAGAAAGACAUGUACAUUUUGUUGGAGCAUCAGAGAAAGUAGAAAUACUGAAAUUGGUGGAAAUAGCUAUUGCCGAUAUAAAACAAUGUCAAAGACAUGGUGUAAUUUCUUUUGAUGCCCUCAACCAAGAAGAAUGUAUGAUAAAGUGUCCUCUGGAUGUUAUUGUUGCAGAUUAUAACAUGCUUUCACACUGCUGCAACCAUCUUGGUGCAUCUGCAGACAAAUAUUGUCCAAGAUGCCUUUCAUCCUCUGGGACAUUUGAUCAGGUUAUACAUUCUAGAAAACCAAAGGAAACACUUCGAACAAUUAACAGAUUACAUCUGAGGUCUAAAGAAGUGGAUAAAGCCAUGCUACGCAAAGAAACAGGUGUCAAGGAACACUUCAAUUGUUUAUGGGAUGUUAUUGACCCACACAGAGACAUACCAGUGGGAUUAUUACAUCUUGUUCCCCUUGGUUUGACCAAACAUCUUGUGACAUACAUUGUGGAACAAGUAGAUCAAGAGAAACUUAAGAAAAUGGGUUGCCAUUUAGAAACACUUCAACCUUCCAAAGGACCUGAGUUUUUUCAACAUAUUGGAAGUCGACAAGGAAGAGACUUCAAAAGUUAUCUGCAAGUGGCUCCCUUUAAUUUGCUCUUUGCCAAGGUGGAUCAAAUUUUUAUCAAGCUUACCUGCUGUUUGGCCCUUAUACAAAAGCAACUUUACAUGAAGAAAACAGAUGAGCAAAGUAUCAAGAACAUGACGGAAAAUAUUGCAGCGUACCAUCGAAUGAUCACAGAAUUUUUACCAUCCUUUGCUAGGAAAGCCAAGACUCAUCUCCUACUUCAUGCUAUUGAUGAUAUCCAUAGGCAUGGGCCAUUACCUUCUUAUGAUGAAGAAGCAUUUGAAAAAAAUCAUGGCAGAAUUAGGGAUCAGAUUUUUCUACAAAAUCAAAAAGCCCGCAGUCGGGAUACUGCUGCGAAAUAUGCACAGCACAUUCUUUGUUCUCAUGUCAUCACUGGUGGUUACUUUAAAGAAAAUGACACUUGGACACAAGCUGCAGAAUGUAUUUUAAAAGCUGCUUCGGAGCCAUCUGUAAAGUCUUUCCUGGGAUUAAAAGAAGACAGCAAAAAAACAGUAGGAGAGCUUUCAAAAUUUGAGAGACAAUCCAAUGGUCAUAUUAGGAAAUACUCCGUUAUGAAUGAUGACCCAAUGAUUUCUUGUCAAAUAGGAUUAGACAACACUGCAACAUAUCAUAAAAGCCAGAGUGUAACAACACAGUCAUUGGAUCUCAUCAACAGUGGUGACUGGGUGAGAUACAAGAACAGCAAUGGCGACACGUGUCAUGGUAUCUUCACUGGGGGGUUUGAAUUUAGUACCAAGCAGACGUUGGUCCGUGUACAGAAAGCCCAGGAAUUAGAUCACACUGAUCCUUUCCUGGAUUGUCCAUUGCAUGAACUUACUUUGAACUAUGACUAUGUUCCAUCUGUACUAUUGGAAUGUCCAUGCUCAUUUUUCCAUGACUGUUACAGAGGAAAUUGUAGAAUGACCUAUAUAAUCACUUCAGCUCGAGUUGAGCAACAAAAUUUAUCAAAGCGUAAAUUAUCUAUUAAACAUAAUGAAGAACACAGGAUAUACUUAUUUAACAAAUUUCACUUGUAAAUGUUCUACAUAGGUAGAUCAACUGUAGACUUUUCAUUUAGGUUUGAAGAUAAUGAUAAAGAAAA
Saccostrea echinata is the source of this 2897-nucleotide messenger RNA. RefSeq lists its product as uncharacterized. The record is from RefSeq and is a predicted model, not a curated record. Lineage: Eukaryota; Metazoa; Mollusca; Bivalvia; Ostreida; Ostreidae. Bases 40 to 2832 code for a protein of 930 amino acids. The transcript has 16 exons.